UCCCAAUAAUCUUUUUUCAUCUUCACCGUUUCUUAUACGUAACUCUCUUUACGACCCUCUCUCUCUCUCUCUCUCUUUCAUUCCUCCGGCGAGUGUGCAAGAUGCUGAAGGAAAGACAGGUAUUACCGGAUUCAAGCAACAAGAACAACAGGGUAUCUCCAUACCCGCUACGCUCUUGUCGGAGCAAGAAACAAAAAGAAGCAGAGUCACCUCUUGAGCCAGAGAGUGUGAGUGAAUGGGAAGAUGUGAGGUGUGUGAUCUGCAUGGAGCCGCCGCACAAUGCUGUCCUCUUGCAAUGCUCUUCCUUCUCCAAAGGAUGUCGCGCUUACAUGUGUGACACAAGCGCGCGUCACUCCAACUGCUUCAAACAGUACCGUAGAAACAAGAAGAACACGAGCCGUUGCAAUAGCAAGACUCUGAGCUGUCCUUAUUGUAGAGGAGAGGUUUACGGGACGAUGAAGUCUACUAGCGCAAGGAGGUUUAUGAAUGCGAGACCGAGGUGUUGUUCUAUGGAUAAGUGUGAGUUCUCUGGGAGUUAUUCUCAGCUCAAGACUCAUUUGAAAGCUGAGCAUCCGGGUUUCACACCGCCGAAGUUGGACACUUGGGAGCAUAACGUGUGGGAGGAAGUGGAAAGAGCGGAGUUCUUUGAAAUGAUCAACGCUCGUCAGAGAUGGGAAGCAGAGCAGAGAUUGUUGGCUAACUCUCUCUAUCAGCUUCCACACCAUCAUCAUCAUCAUCAUCACAUGAUAGAUCUCAACCUUGAUGCUUUCAUGCACGAUGUUUUUAUUGGUGUGAGGGGACAAGCAAGUGCCUCCAGUUACCCGGCUCACAUGUCCCAACUUGAGUUCCAUGGAGCCAUGUAUCCUAGUUGGACUCCGUGAAGAUUCUUGUAGUGCCGCCGAUCAAGUUUUGAUGUCUCUUGAUUCUUUUAUCUAAAAUGUACUAUCAGUGUUUAGGUUUUUAUAGUGACAUCAGCUUUGGGUCUAGGCAUAAGUUUUUACUUUUUGUUUGUAUUUAUGUUUAUGUUAGUCAAAGUAUUCCACAGCUGCGAGCUCAUCUUCGCAUAUUCAAUGAAAAUUCUAUCUAAAUGAAAAAAAAUAUUCACAUUUCUUCAUACUUAUGUUAUGAAUGCAAUUUGCAUUACGGUACAUUGCUCAAGUUGCGAGCU
Messenger RNA from Eruca vesicaria subsp. sativa (arugula), 1168 nucleotides. Lineage: Eukaryota; Viridiplantae; Streptophyta; Magnoliopsida; Brassicales; Brassicaceae. The record is from the annotation of a GenBank genome assembly.